UCCCUUUAAACAAUGACCGUAAUUCAGAGUGUCCAAGAGGUAGAGAAACUAAGCCAGAUGAUCUUCUAUGACAGUGUAAACCUCCCUCAUGAGGUAGUCUUAGGAGUAGAUUGUGAAGGAAUUGCACACGGCUGGCCGAUGGCUUUGCUCCAAUUAUUUUUUAGAGGAGAAACCUACCUUAUUGAUUUAGCUACAGAAAAGUCGCUUCUAUAUUAUUUGAAAGAUGUCUUAGAAAAUCAGUAUAUCAUCAAAAUUUUUCAUGAUUUUCUUGGUGAUUGCGCCUCUAUUGUCCAGAACUAUGGGAUUGAAUGACAAGGAGUUUUUGAUACCCAAACCGCCAGAAGACAUUAUUCAGAACUUCUUCAAGAAAAUACCAUAUGCUAUAGUAUCGGUCUUGGAACCCUCAUGGAAGAAUUUCUGGAUACUAAGCAUUCAAAUAAGAAAGAGAUGCAGAAGAAAAUGAAAGAAGACCCUUCCUUCUGGUAUCAAAGACCCCUUUCUCAAGAAAUGGUUGAUUAUGCUGUACAGGAUGUCAAUUUACUCCCUGACCUUUAUUAUUAUUUUAGAGAUCUCUUCCAAAAUUUAGAAGAGGAUUACCAGUAUGAGCAGAAUUUACUGACUGAAAAGGUAAUCGAAGAAGCCACCAUAUGCAACAAAGUAGCAUAUAUAAACAAGGAUAAACAGACAGAUCAGCUUGAGGCAGGAGACCAUUUGAAAGGAAUCAUAAGAAAUAUAGCUAAAAAUGUUAUUUUUGUUGGACUAAACAUCGGUGUAGCAGGAUGAGUCAAAGAUAAGGCAAGUCUCGAGUAUAUUAAAAACAAUAUGAGGGUCUAUGAAAUUUACGACUUUGUCUACACUAAAACUAAGAACAAAAGCUUGGUUUAUCUCAAGCUUCCAAAUACAUAUAAGGCAAAGCUUAAGAAAGAAUCAAAAUCGUUCAAAAAGCAAAGUAUGAAAGAGGUGAAGCCAUUUAUACCGAAGAAGAGCAAAGCACUGCCAAAGAAAAAUAGUUUGAACACAAGCUCUUGUAGUUUCUUACCUAAAACAAAGAAGGCUAAAUUGAGUCCAGACGCUCCUUUCUUUACUCCCAGUUCAUCUCAGAUUCCUCAACUCAUGGAAGAUAAUUUUGAAUCUUCUGGUGACUUCGAUGAAGAACAAGAUACAAAAGAAGAAGGAGACAGUAUUGAAGAAACAAACAGUAAAGAAGAAGGCGGGAGUAUCGAAGACAGCUCAGAAAACAUUAUAGAGGAUGAACCUCACUCAAAAGCAUGUACAGACGUUGAAGAAGCCUUAAAGAAACUGUCUAUUGAGUGUGAGAAUAAAUCAAAAGAAAAAGUAUUUGAAGACUCUUCUAGACCAAAAACUUCACAUGCAGAAGAAGAAGCCAAGCAUCUUCAAUCAUCAAUAACAAAGUUGAGUCUGUGCUCUAAAAUCUACAAAAGCCAAAAGAAACUAGAUGAACGCAAGAAGCUUGAAUCAACGCCUUCUUUAAACCUGAAAUCCAAGAACUUUACUCCCUCUCAAACCGCAGGAAAGAAGCUUUCUCUUUAAGCCUA
This is a messenger RNA of Moneuplotes crassus, 1556 nucleotides long. The record is from the annotation of a GenBank genome assembly. NCBI's taxonomy places the organism in Eukaryota, Ciliophora, Spirotrichea, Euplotida, Euplotidae.